AUGUUCUGUGAGUCUCUAGAGACAGCAGAGGGAUCCUGCAAAGCAGGAGAUGGCAGGGAAAAACAGGGAGAAAAGCUUAAAGUCACAAAGGGACUCGCGCAGCAGCAGCCCUCAAGUGUGUCAUUGCUCCUGCACCGCCAUGCUGCCCAGUCCCCAGGCCAAUGCCUAGUAGAAGACAUGGAUGGGUCAAGGAAAGGAGGGUCAGAGACUCUGAAAACCCCAGGCUUUCAUAUUCGUUCAUUACCAAAGUCAGGAAUUGCUCUGGCAGAAAAUUCAGAUGAACAGUUGAACUUACCAGAUGAUUUUACUGUUCCUUACAUGGCCUAUCUGCAGUCCAGCCCGGAGCCCUGUGUGGGGUCUCUCAUUCACCCUGAGUGGGUAUUGACCGCAGCUCACUGCCCCUUGCCUACUAAAAUUCGACUGGGAGUUUAUCAACCCAGCAUCAAAGACAAGAAAGAGCAGAUACGGAAGUACUCAUUGACUGUGCCACACCCUGAAUUUAAUCCACAAUACCUGAAUAAUAACCUGAGGCUGAUAAAACUCUCCAAGGUUGCUGUGCUGAACAACCAUGUGGGAACUAUAGCCAUAGCUAUGGAGCCUAUGGCAUAUAAUGAAUCCUGUUUUAUUCCAACCUGGACCUGGAAUGAAUACAAAAACUUUAGUGACCCCGAUAUCCUGACAUGGAUAAACCAAUAUUCUCUUUCCUAUAAAGACUGCUGGAACACCUUGCAACAAGAACAGGGAGAAAUCGUGAACAUCAUGUGUCUAGGGAAGCCUCUAAAUGUUGUAACUGAUGUUAAGGUAUCUCUUCCUCUUUCAGCUGCUCCAGCCAUCUGUGGUGGGAGACUACAUGGAAUUUUGUCCUGGUCAAAAGCAGGUGUCACCCUGGGAAAUGAAGGGUUCUUCACAGAAGUUCAUCCCUAUGCAAGAUGGAUCAUGGAAAUCAUGAAUUCCUACUGA
Castor canadensis (American beaver) is the source of this 960-nucleotide messenger RNA. The record is from RefSeq and is a predicted model, not a curated record. NCBI's taxonomy places the organism in Eukaryota, Metazoa, Chordata, Mammalia, Rodentia, Castoridae.